This is a messenger RNA of Heteronotia binoei (common prickly gecko), 2827 nucleotides long. Its product is annotated as intercellular adhesion molecule 5-like. NCBI's taxonomy places the organism in Eukaryota, Metazoa, Chordata, Lepidosauria, Squamata, Gekkonidae. The record is from RefSeq and is a predicted model, not a curated record. The transcript is spliced from 12 exons. Gene Ontology annotation, cellular component: membrane. The coding region runs from base 47 to 2770 and encodes 907 amino acids. Gene Ontology annotation, molecular function: integrin binding. Gene Ontology annotation, biological process: cell-cell adhesion.
GAAGCUCCGGAGACUCUAUCUUCCUUUUCCUUGUUGCCUCCUGCUGAUGCUGGCGGGAGCGGAGCAGCCCGGGUUUGAUGUGAGCGUCUUGCCCGAAAACCCCGUGGUGGAACACGGAGGAUCUCUCUGGGUGAACUGUAGCUCCAGCUGCCCGGAGGACGAUGCCAGGGGCGACUUGGAGACGUCGCUUGUCGGGGAGAGGAAAGACAAUGGGAGCAACUGGGCGGCCUUCCAGCUGGCGAACAUCACGGAGUGGGCGCCCGCCCUAGAGUGCUCCUUCCGCUGUGGAGGAGAACGCAAGGCUGUGCUGGCAAACAUCACGGUGUAUCGACUUCCAGAGCUUGUGGAGCUGGAUCCGGUGCCAGAGAUGGAGGUGGGAGAGAACUAUACCUUGACCUGCCGGGUUUCCAACGUUGCCCCCAUCCGGAACCUGUCCGUGACCUUCCUCAAAGGGGGGGAGAAACUCCACCUGCAGAGAUUUGAGAGUCACAUUGAGCCCGAAGCUGACGACGUUGUGGUGAACCACACGGGGACUGCUCGACGGAUUGACCGCGGGGAGGAAAUCAGCUGCCGUGCGGCCCUGGAUUUGAGGCCAGAAGGGCCCCUCUUCGAAAAGACCUCCAUCAAUCAAACGCUGACUAUCACGGCUUUCCCAGCAGACCCCCGGCUCCAAAUCCGACGCUACAUAGAGGCGGACGAAGAGACAUCUGCGACGUGCGAUGUGGUGGGAGUUUUCCCAGCCAACGAGACCCAGUUUGACCUCACCUUCAUGGGGACAGGGUUGAACUUCAGCGUCACGGUGUCGGGGGACACAGCCACGGCCCGAGCGAAGGUGUCCGUCCCAAACGCGGGAGAAGCGAAGUUGAACUGCACGGUGUCCCUGGGGCCAGUGAUCAGAUCAGUAGCGGAAUCUGUGAAGGUUUACAGUUUUCCAAACCCCUCAUUGGAAAUCCAUCCUCCUCAGGCCUUUGCAAAUAAUCCCAUGACUGUCACAUGUGAUGCUCCGGCUACCCAACCACCAAAUGUUUCUCUUCGGAUUAAAAAUGCUUCCGGACGCAUCCUGGCCUCCGGAGAUCAGCUCCCCCUGCAGCUCAACCUGACGGCUCAGGGGGAAGACGACGGGAGGGAAUUGGCGUGUGAGGCAGACCUGGCCGUCGAUGGGAACGCCGUUGUCACAAAGCACACCUCCGCCAACCUGACUGUCUUCUGGAACCCCAGGCCAAAGGUGACCUGCGCGAAAGACAGCAUCGUCCGCGCCACGGACAAAGAGGAGUGGAUCACUCGGGACCACGAGGGCAUUAUAACUGCACCAGCGCCGAUUGGGCCUCAGCUGGACGAAUCCCACUGCCCAGGCAGCCAAACCUGGGUGGAAAGGAAGCUGCAGCAACUCAACUGCCAAGCUGACGGGGUGCCCACCCCUGAGGUCUCCUGCUUCAAAGACGGCGUGGUGUACGACACUGAGGAACUGCACAAUGUCACCCAAAGCCAAGCUGGAGUCUACCACUGCAAUGCCACCAACGCCCACGGAUCAAGCAGCAAGGCUGUCACCGUCACGGUGGAGUACGGGCCUGAAAUGGACGAUGCCAGCUGCUCCUAUAAUUGGACGUGGACGGGAGGGACAGAGCAGAAUUUUGUCUGUUCUGCACGGGGCAGCCCGGAACCGACAGUGGAAUGUGUGAAGAAUGGCGUCGUUUACAACCUCGGGGUGCUCCAGCGCGCCUCCAGAGAACACGGCGGCACCUAUCGCUGCACAGCCACGAACGCACACGGCUCUGUCGCCAGGGAUGUCCACAUCCUAGUGGAAUAUGAGCCAGAAAUGGAUGAAUCCAGCUGUCCAAGUAACUGGACCAUGGUGGAAGGGGCAGUGCCCGCUUUUGCCUGCCACGCUGAAGGGGUACCACCCCCCACAGUGGUAUGUACCAAAGAUGGCAUGUCAUAUCACCUCAGCCAAGGAGAAGAGAUCCCUGUCCACAACGGGACCUUCUGGUGUAACGCUACAAACCGCCACGGGACAACCUCCAAGUCAGUCACGGUGGUGGUUGAAACCAAGCCUAAGAUGGACGAGUCCAGCUGCCCCAGCAACCAGACCUGGCUGGAGGGGACCCUGCGGUCCCUGGCCUGUGAAGCCAAUGGGACCCCCACCCCGCUGGUCCUUUGCUUCAAGGAAGGAGCCCCCGAGGAGGUCCACCGAGAGCAGAACGUCAGCAGGAACGACUCGGGGGUCUACCAAUGCAAGGCAACGAAUGGACACGGGACGGACCGGUGGACGGUGAUGGUGCAGGUGGAAUACAGGCCCACAAUCUCCCUUCUGGCCGUCAGUGCUUCUUUGCCCAUCCGAAGGGGAAUGAGCUUUAACAUCACCUGCCAAGCUGAUGGGACCCCACCUGUCGUCUACACCUGGAGGGUUCCUCCAGCUUCCAACCUCAACUAUUUCGGCUUCAACAACACCGUGAGCAUCACUGGGGCAGGUGGACAGAAUAGUGGUAUCUAUGAGUGUACGGCCAGCAACAAACAUGGCCAGCACCUGAGCCAGGUGGAAAUCCAGGUGAAAGAGCACUGGCUCUAUAUUAUCGUCGUCGUUGCCAUCGCUGGGGCCGCCAUGUUGGUGCUGGGCGGGAUGGCGGGGGUGAUCUACUACCUGAAAUCCACGGCCUGUAAGAAAGGCGAGUACAACGUUCGCGACGCAGAGAAUUCGACCGAAGCCACCUGUCUCAACCGUGAGAGGGCCUGCGAUGGGGAUAUCUACGGCAUACAGCUUACGAGGACCUGAAGAAGACAGCAGGUACGCUAAGCAGAGACGAAGAAGCCAAGGGGAGAGUCCUCGCUG